This is a messenger RNA of Nannospalax galili (Upper Galilee mountains blind mole rat), 689 nucleotides long. RefSeq names its product chloride intracellular channel protein 5. Lineage: Eukaryota; Metazoa; Chordata; Mammalia; Rodentia; Spalacidae. The record is from RefSeq and is a predicted model, not a curated record. The transcript is spliced from 4 exons. The annotation marks the transcript as partial.
CGCGGAUCCUGUGACACCUCCCAGCAGCCAGGCACUUGUUGCUCUCCGGACUUGUCAGUCCCUCCAGGCCCCUUUUCCCCACCUGCUCCUGAAGUCUAUCCUUUUCCUGUGAUACCUGGGACGCUGAUCUCUCAGACAUCGCUGUCCCCGCUUGGGAACAUUGAUGGUCUUUUUAAAAAAUUAAACACCUAGUGCAAGAGAGGCCCGGCUGUGAGCAGGAGCGGGACUCGCUGCAGAGGUGGCGCCUCUCCAGCCCACGACGGUAGCCCGGGGCGCCGAAGGUAUGUCGGACUCAGCAACAGCUAACGGGGAGGACCGGGACCCGGAGAUCGAGCUCUUCGUGAAGGCUGGGAUUGAUGGAGAAAGCAUUGGCAACUGCCCUUUCUCCCAGCGUCUCUUCAUGAUCCUCUGGCUGAAAGGAGUCGUAUUCAAUGUCACCACUGUGGAUCUGAAAAGAAAGCCAGCGGACCUACACAACCUGGCUCCAGGCACACAUCCGCCCUUCCUGACCUUCAACGGGGAUGUGAAGACUGACGUCAACAAGAUUGAAGAGUUCUUGGAGGAGACCUUGACCCCCGAAAAAUACCCCAAACUGGCUGCGAAACACCGGGAGUCCAACACAGCAGGUAUUGACAUCUUCUCCAAGUUCUCUGCCUACAUCAAAAACACCAAGCAGCAAAACAAUGCCG